AUGCCAAAGUCGAGUCGGAGGGGAAGAGAGAGCCCAGAAGUUCGACUUUCUCCUUCGCGGCCAACGAAUCAUCCUCCGUGUGCAGUAGUGGAAAAGAAGGCUUACAGAAAUUCCUUAAGAGAGCUUUGGCGAAAGACCAAAACGCACGUGGAUGGCUGGUAUCAAAGUUUGGUAUCUCUUGCAUUUGCGGGCUCUAUUGGUAUGACAUUUGUUAUACUGGCAUGUGCUCUACCUCAAUUUAAGUUAUGGUGGCCAUUUUUUGUUGUACUAUUCUAUAUUUUGUGCCCCAUUCCGACAAUGAUUGCACGGCGUCACACAGAUAGCACGGGGGGCACAAACUCAUCUUGUAUGGAGACUGCAAUCUUUAUUACAAUGGGUAUCAUAGUUAGCUCCUUUGCUCUGCCAAUUGUGCUGGCUCGUGCUACUGUGAUUAUGUGGGGUGCAUGUUAUCUAACCCUGGCUGGCAAUGUAAUUGUUUAUCUGACCAUAAUUGGUUUCUUUACUAUUUUCGACAUGGAUGACUCAGAUUAUGCAAUGUGG
Iphiclides podalirius (scarce swallowtail) is the source of this 540-nucleotide messenger RNA. The record is from the annotation of a GenBank genome assembly. NCBI's taxonomy places the organism in Eukaryota, Metazoa, Arthropoda, Insecta, Lepidoptera, Papilionidae.